Molecule: messenger RNA, 648 nt
Organism: Setaria italica (foxtail millet)
Lineage: Eukaryota; Viridiplantae; Streptophyta; Magnoliopsida; Poales; Poaceae
Product: transmembrane protein 205-like
Exons: 3
Coding region: 1-648 (215 amino acids)
Source: RefSeq, a predicted model, not a curated record
AUGUUACUUCCUCUAGUGGCAGCCGUCCUGCUCGCCGCCGCCGCCGGCAUCACCUUUAACCCCGUGGCCGUGGGGCUCUUCGGCGGCUCGCCUCCGCCGCCGACGGCGGUCGUGAAGCUGGCGUACCUUCUCUGCUUCGCCACGUCGUGGGGCGCCACCGUAUGGGCCGUCUUCAUCAGCGGCGUCAUCAUGUUCUUGAACUUGCCGAGGCACAUAAUGGGCAGCCUGCGGGGGAAGGUGUUCCCGGCGUGCUUCGCGCUGACCGCGGCGUGCACGGCAGCCUCCGCGGCGGCGUUCGCGUGGCUCCACCUCCCGUGGCAGGCAGCAGCUUCCGCCGCCGAGCGGCGGCAGCUCGUGGUCCUCGUCGCCGCCGCCGGGCUCGACCUCACCAACCUGCUCGUUUUCACCCCCAAGACCCUCGAGGUGGUGCGGGUGAGGCACAAGGUGGAGAGGGGCCUCGGCAUCGGCGGCGUCGGCUCCUUCCACGGCAUGCGGCUUAACACACGGGCGGCGGCGACCUGCGCCGCCCUCGUCGAGGCCAACGGGAGGUUCCGGGCGGCCCACGCCCUCUCGGUGCUAGCCACCGUCGCGUCGGCCGCCGGGCUCGCCGCGCACUCGUGCUACCUCGCCGGCAAGCUUGCGCUGUGA